AGAAUACUAUUUCCUUCAUUCUUAGUAUCGUGGACUCAUUUAAUCCUAGCUUAUAAUAAUUUAACACAUUACGUACGGCACACUUUUCGUGCAACACGUUUCCAGGGACCGCAUAUUUUUGGGUGUAAUUAUAAAAUGAUGCUCGCAAUCUUAUUAGGAUCAAUUUUGAUUAUAUUUUUAUUUCACUGUUAUUUAAAAUAUAGCAGAGUUGGAAGACUUCUCAGAUUAAUUCCAGGACCAAAAGACUAUCCGAUAAUUGGAAAUGUUCAUCAUUACAACGUUGACAAUGAUCGUAUAUUAGAGAAAAUAGGAGAACUGAAUAAUAAAUUUUAUCCAAUUUACAAAUUUUGGUUCUUAGUGUAUUAUGGAGUAGCUUUACUUGAUCCUGAUGAUAUUCAGGUACUAUUGACAAGCAAUAAAUAUAUUGAAAAAGGAAUCUUUUACAAACAUAUUCGGCACUGGCUUUCUACUGGAUUAUUACUUAGCGGCGUUUUUAACUAAAUCCUGAACACGUAGCUGGGCGCUUAAUAAUGGCCACCUUGCCAAGUUACCCAGCACGCGAUCACGUUGCUAUGAUCGUAUAACUUCUUUUCGAAAAAUCUUCUAAACAAUUACUUUUUCUUGUGAUGAUAAAUGCUUUUAAAGAGUGUUAUAAAACAAAUCACUGAUCCGGCUAAACCACAAAAAAUGUAAGAUUUUAUAUUGAUUAAUUACUAUUGACUUUCUUGUAAAAUUAAAGAAAACAGGAAAGGAAAUAUUUAUACUAUUGUUAC
Polistes dominula (European paper wasp) is the source of this 773-nucleotide messenger RNA. RefSeq names its product cytochrome P450 4C1. The record is from RefSeq and is a predicted model, not a curated record. Gene Ontology annotation, molecular function: iron ion binding; heme binding; oxidoreductase activity, acting on paired donors, with incorporation or reduction of molecular oxygen. NCBI's taxonomy places the organism in Eukaryota, Metazoa, Arthropoda, Insecta, Hymenoptera, Vespidae.